GUUUAGGAGAAGUGGUCGGCCGUUGUUUAGCUUGCCAGAUUGGCCCUGAAACGAGUGGUCAGGAGUAAUUCCGCGAAGAACGCCAUCAUUUGAGAAUAUCUUUAUUUUCCUCCUGAGUUCCAGCAGGAUGUCAAAGAACAAGCUGAAUCUGACACUGCCCUCCAUCUCUGCUGAUGUGAAUGGUCCUGAUGUAGCAACCCCUCCAAACAAGACACCUGCUGAACCGGCCGUGCGCGCCGCGGUACCCGGCUCUUACUCGGAGGACGUCAUCAACAAGAUGAAGCAGAUGAACUUGGACGACACCACGCGCCGUCGGAUGGAGAACUUCCUGAUGCAGAAGCAGCGCGUGGGCGGGUGUCUGCAGGCCGAGGACUUCGACAAGCUGGGCGAACUUGGCGCCGGCAACGGCGGCGUCGUCAUCAAGGUCCGCCACAAGCCCACCGGCUUCAUCAUGGCGCGGAAGCUGAUCCACCUGGAGGUGAAGCCAGCCAUCAAGAACCAGAUCAUGCGGGAGUUGGAGGUGCUGAACCAGUGCUUCUCCCCACAGAUUGUCGGCUUCUUCGGGUCGUUUUACAGUGACGGGGAGCUGAGUAUAGGGAUGGAGUACAUGGACGGCGGCUCGCUGGACCUAGUGUUGAAGCAGAUAGAUCGGAUACCGGAGAAGAUCCUGGCCAAGAUCACCUCCGAGGUGCUGAAGGGCCUGUCGUACCUGCGGGAGCUGCACCAGAUCAUCCACCGGGACGUCAAGCCCUCCAACAUCCUCAUCAACAGCCACGGCGAGAUCAAGCUCUGCGACUUCGGCGUGUCCGGCCAGCUGAUCGACUCCAUGGCUAACUCUUUUGUCGGCACGCGCAGCUACAUGUCGCCGGAGCGACUUCAGGGGAUCCACUACUCGGUACAGAGCGACAUCUGGUCGCUGGGGCUGUCGCUGGUGGAGAUGGCGCUGGGGCUGUACCCGAUCCCGCCGCCCGACUACGCCACCCUGGCGCACAAGUUCGGCACGCAGUUCACCGAGAACGCGCCCAACCGGGUGGCCUCCCCGCUCGCCAAGUCGCCCAAGUCCGCGCCCAGUUCGGCCGGCGUGGGAAACGGCCGUCAGUUGGCGAUAUUCGACCUUCUGGAGCACAUCGUCAACGAGCCGCCGCCCAAGCUGCCGCAGGGCCUCUUCAGCGACGACUUCGUCAACUUCGUCGACAGCUGCCUGAAGAAGAACCCUGAGGAGCGGGCUGACCUCAAGUCUCUUAUAGUACACCCCUGGAUCCUGCGCGCGGAGCAGGAGAACGUGGAUAUCGCCGGCUGGAUCUGCAAGACCAUGAACCUCACGCCCACUUCCGCCACGCUGAAGCCGAAAUAGCGACGCGGGCACACUAGCGCCGCCUGCCGGCGGAAAGUUGGCGUACCUCGCCACCUGGGCGGCCGCCGCCGUCGCCGUGGCGCGUGUCGCCAGCGGAUCGGCAUUUUGGCGCGGUCCCGGCCGGUGUUUUGGCGCGCUCUGUCAGCGCCUGGUGGCGGGACUGGUCCGGGACGCGCGCCGUCGGGGCGGGGCCUCCCGGACG
This is a messenger RNA of Pollicipes pollicipes, 1556 nucleotides long. RefSeq names its product mitogen-activated protein kinase kinase 1 (gene Dsor1). Gene Ontology annotation, molecular function: ATP binding; protein kinase activity. NCBI's taxonomy places the organism in Eukaryota, Metazoa, Arthropoda, Thecostraca, Pollicipedomorpha, Pollicipedidae. Gene Ontology annotation, biological process: protein phosphorylation. The coding region runs from base 128 to 1354 and encodes 408 amino acids. The transcript is spliced from 10 exons. The record is from RefSeq and is a predicted model, not a curated record.